Molecule: messenger RNA, 2372 nt
Organism: Ctenocephalides felis (cat flea)
Lineage: Eukaryota; Metazoa; Arthropoda; Insecta; Siphonaptera; Pulicidae
Product: claspin-like
Exons: 15
Coding region: 1-2337 (778 amino acids)
Biological process (GO): mitotic G2 DNA damage checkpoint signaling; activation of protein kinase activity; mitotic DNA replication checkpoint signaling
Molecular function (GO): anaphase-promoting complex binding
Source: RefSeq, a predicted model, not a curated record
AUGUCGUUAAUAUUGGAAACGCUUGAAACAAAGAUCGGCGAAGGUGCAACUGAAGACAAAGCUGAUGGCAUAGUUGUUGUGAAUCCUGAUGAAAUGGAAGCAAACAAAACGAAUUUAGUGCCAGGUUUAGCCCUCCAAAAGCUUCGAAAUGAAUUGCAAUUUCGUAUGGCUCAAAGACGUUCAGAAGAAUUUAAUAAACGACUAAAACAACAGAAAGUAGAAAAGACAGGCUAUGAAUCAGACAUUCUGGAUGAUAAAUUACAUGAGAAUGAAGAUGAAUUGGAAUUAGAACUAAGUUCUUCAGAAGAUGAAAUUGAAUCAGAAGUGGAAAAAACAACACCGAAAAGAUAUGUUGAUUACAUUCUCUUGUGUUUAGAUAAGGAUUAUUUAUCACACACUUUAAAUUCCUUUAAUUCGUUUAAUAAGCAUAUGCAGUUCACUUGUAAACUUGAGGAGAUACUAGUAGAGGAUCUAGCAGAUGUUGCAGAAAGCCAGGAAGAGGAAGAGGAAGAGAAAAUUGAAACUAGUGGUAAAGAACAAAAUGAGGAAGAACUUGAAUAUGAUGAAGAUGCACAUGUAUCAGAAGCUGACGAUGAAAAUAGUGAAAGUGAAAAUUCUAGUGAUAGUGAAAGUGAAAAUAAUGAAAACUGUAUGAAUAAAAAUGAUGACACUUCAAAGAAAAUUCGGAAAAGAAUACAGGUUAUGAAUAGUUCAGAUUCAGAAGUUGAAAAUGAGGUGGAAGAAGAUUCAAAGAAAAGGGAGAGCAUAGAUUUGUUCCAAACACAAAACGAGGAUGAAAUAAUUCCUCUACAUCAGACAAAGCUUGCAGAGCCACAAACCACUCCUCAAUAUAAAUGCCAUAAUAGUUCUAAAGAUUCCGAGUUGAAAUUAUCAUCUCCAACUUGGUUAACAGAAAAUACUCAAAUGACACCAAUUCCACAGAUUAUUAGCGACACCCAAUGUUCAAUCGCAUCAGCAGAUAAUCAGGCACAAAAUUCUUCAGCAGUAAAAAGAUUAUUUUUAGAAUCUACUGAAAGUACGCAGCAUAAUAAUCCUUUUCUCUCAACCCAAAAUGAACUUGCUAGUCUAAAAUGUGCUGAAGAUGAGUUACUCGAGCUGUGUUCUGGACAAUUUCCUACUCAAGUUUCUAGUAAACAAAAUGAAAAUAAUGAUACCGAGGAACCACAAAGUAACAUAAAGCUUUGUUUAUCUGAUGAGAAUUCUAUAUCAGAUGUUCUGAAUACUGUUGAAAAUAAUGAAGUGAUCGGUGAGAAGAAACUUAAAAGAAAAAAAAAGAAAAUAACAACUAAGCCGUUACAAUUUUCAGAUGAUGAAGAAAGUGAUGAAGAAAAUGAUGAAGAAAAUGAUUUUGAGGAUGAAGAAAUUGAAGACGUGAUGCAAGAAGAGGCAGAAAAAAUCUAUGAAUAUGAUUCAGAAGAAAAUGAAGUUGAGAUAAUAGCAGACAAGAAAAAACAACAAAAAUAUGUUGAACGUGAAUUUUUUGAAAAUGAAGCUGAACUAUCAGAUUCAGAAUGGGGUUCAGCGGAUGAAGAUGAAAGGGGUCUUGAUAUUUAUGAUAAAGAAUUGGGUGAUGAAGAUCAUAUUGAUACCAUAAAAGUUCGAGGAGAAUUGGAAAGGAUACAUAUGCGUCAAGUUUUGGACGAGGAUAAACGGGAUGUACGAAUUUUGCAAGAAAUGUUGUUAGAAGAUGGUGAGAAUCAUGGAGAUGCUACUAGAGAAAGAAAGUUCAGGUGGAAAAACGCAGGUGAAGGUUUUAGCCUAGAUGAAAAAACUGAGGACCAAAAAACUGAUGAACAAGUUAGUGAAGAUGAAGAUCAAACCGAAUGGCGGAAAAAUAGGUUUGAACGGGAAAAAGUAUUACGUGAAAAACAGAUGCAGAUAGAAGAAAUUAGUGAUUCAUCAACAUUGUUAACUGACACAUUAUUAUCAGAAACAUUAUCUGAGAAAAAAACUAAAUUGACUGUGAGAAAACCAAUCCUUGAACAAGUUGUCACAGUUGGAAAAGAAGAGUGUUUUUUCUCCAUGGGCAGUGCUUUAAAGUCAAAUCGUGGAUCAUUUUUAAAAAGAGAUGAAGCAACACUAUCCCGACUGUCAGCUCUUACAAAAAUAAAUGUGGAUGAUCCAGAUGGUUCAAGAAAUUUAGGAAGUUCAGGAAAGGGAAACUUUGUGUUUGCUACUUUAAGCCCCGCACCAGAAAAGUUGUCAAUAGAGGAAAAGACUAAAAAACGUGCUCCUACUGAAGAUUUGAGCAGCAUCAGUAAAAAAGUGAAAAAAACUACAGUAAACAAGAAAUUAUUGUUGGAUUUUUUAGAAUAAUAUUUAAAAUGGCAUAGAUUUGUUUUUCUUAUCCA